GAGUAUUCGCCCAUGCGCAGUUUGAUUAAACCUAUCCUACCCAAGUUUAAAAGAUGGCUGACAGUGGGAGUGCUCGUCGAUCUGGUAAAACUGGGAGUAUAUUCUCCAAAAAUGUUAACAGGAUUCAGGCUAAGGUGUUGCAAAAGCUUGGCAAGGCAGAUGAAACCAAGGAUCAAAUGUUUGAAAUGUAUGUACAGAACUUUGCAUUGCAAGUUUCUGCCGCCAACAGGUUACAAAAAGAAUUGAAACGAUAUAUUGAGUGUGUUAAAUCCAUGAGUACAGCUACUAGGGGUCUACAUGAAGCUUUGGAGUCAAUAUAUGAGCAAGAAUGGGAUGGUUAUGGAAACAUUAGCUCCACAAGAGAGACAUCUGAUUUAUUAUGGGAUGAUUAUCAAAAUCGACUUGUGGAACAGGUUUUCAACCCAUUAUUGUCUUAUCAGUCAAGGUUUCCUGAGGUUAAGAGGCGUAUUGAAAAACGAGGACGGAAACUGAUUGAUUUCGACAGUGCUCGACAUGCGCUAGAAACAAGCAAAAACAAGAAGGAUGAAGCUAAAGCAGCAAAGGCUCAGGAACAUUUUGAUAUGGCUAAAACCAGUUAUGAAGACAUUAACAACGAACUUUUAGAUGAACUUCCAAAUCUCUAUGACAGUCGCAUUCCAUUUUAUGCAUCAACAUUUCAACUGGUGUGUUCAGCUGAAGGAGUAUUCCAUACUGAAAUAGGUAAAACACGGUUACAUCUAAAUUCGAUAAUGGAUAAACUCUAUGAAGAGGCAGGCAAAGGCACAUACAAUGUCUCAAGAAGUAAUAUAGAUGCAGGGAUGCAUGCUGGGAUGCUUCCAACGAGUCCAACAAGUAUAGGUAGCGAAGAUUCCAACAAUAAAAUGUUCUCCAUGGCUGCCACCCCUUCAAAAACAAUGGAAGUUCCUAAACCAGACCCACCACAAUAUACUGCUUACGAUGAUGAUGAUGAUGACAAUGAUGACGACUCGCAACAUUAUCAGGUGCCCCCUCAUCAUGCGGUACAAGAAGACUUGGAUGAAGGUGAAUACCAGCAUCCUCCUCCUGCAAGGCCUAAUACCAAUCAAACUGAUGUUACCUCUAACCAAAAUGGAGGCAUACCCCCAGGUGUAUUAUACAAGGUUGUUGCGGUUCAUGACUACGCACAAAAAGAUGAUGAUGAGCUGUCAUUCUCCAAAGGUGAUGUGAUACUUGUGGUCAACUACGAUGAUCCUGAAGAUGAGGAGGAUGGAUGGCUUAUGGGUAGGAUAGAGAACACAGAUUCCAAAGGAAUAUUUCCGGAGAAUUUUACACAGCGGUUAAAAAGCUAAGUUUCUUGUUGUUUUGUCAUCAAGGUGGAGAUAAGUUGUUGGUGUCCUUUGCUUUUAUGUUUUGUAUUAAAAGAAUACAUUUCCUAAAAAUGAAGCAAUAAUAUGCACCAGAAACAGGGUAUGGUUGUUGAUUUAUUUUAUAUCUAAACAAAAUUUCUGAAUUAGUUUAACACUCUGCCCGCCAAACACGGAUAUCUCCGUGUUUGGUAAUGCAACGCAUGACCGCAAACAUGGAGAUCUGUGUUUCUACAUUUUCAAACCCCUGGUGGCCAGAGUGUUAAUGAUGUACUGUCUGUUUUAAGCUGAACAAUUUAUUAUUCCAAUUGCUUACUGUUUUAUUAACUUUCAAGUAAAAAUUAUAACCAGAAUAUAUGAAGGGCUUAAAAAAGGUCUAACCCUAAAACAUUUAAAGAUGUUUUUUGUAGAGGUUUUGAAACUACAUAAAACAUGUAUUCUUUAUUGCACAUUAUGACAUUAAUUUUGUGUUGC
This is a messenger RNA of Anneissia japonica, 1817 nucleotides long. RefSeq names its product myc box-dependent-interacting protein 1-like. Gene Ontology annotation, molecular function: protein binding; phospholipid binding. The record is from RefSeq and is a predicted model, not a curated record. The coding region runs from base 54 to 1328 and encodes 424 amino acids. The transcript is spliced from 11 exons. Gene Ontology annotation, cellular component: cytoplasm; plasma membrane. Lineage: Eukaryota; Metazoa; Echinodermata; Crinoidea; Comatulida; Comatulidae.